This is a messenger RNA of Chaetomium fimeti, 1763 nucleotides long. RefSeq lists its product as uncharacterized. Gene Ontology annotation, cellular component: plasma membrane. Gene Ontology annotation, molecular function: transmembrane transporter activity. The coding region runs from base 84 to 1763 and encodes 559 amino acids. The transcript is spliced from 4 exons. Gene Ontology annotation, biological process: transmembrane transport. Lineage: Eukaryota; Fungi; Ascomycota; Sordariomycetes; Sordariales; Chaetomiaceae. The record is from RefSeq and is a predicted model, not a curated record.
CCCUCACCUUUCUCUCCCGUCCCUUCUUCUGCCAUUGCGGCUGAAGAGAAGCUUGAGUGCGUGACCCAACAUCGACAUUAGCUAUGCAACCGCCUCUAUCACGGCCCGAGGGCGAUGCCAUUAGCCCCUCGGACGACUCCAAGAACCCUCAAGUCGAUUCCCUGCCGGCGAGAGAGUCAGAUCUCGAAAAGUCGGACAGCAUUUCGAACAAUGUACAGCCCGGCGUUCAAAACAUCGAGGCCGCGGCCUCCGUUUGGACCAAGUGGCAUCUGGUCGCGGCUUAUGGGAUAAUAUGGCUCAUCUACUUCGUCACCCUCGCUGCAGGAGCUGCGACGGGUAUUUUUGCGAGCAUUAUCGCCGGCCUGUCCAAGCUGCCCCUAGCUAAGGUCCUCGAUAUCUGGGGCCGGCCGCAGGGUAUGACUCUUAUGCUGGUUAUCUGGGUAAUCGGUUUCUGUAUGAUGGCAGCAUGCCAGAACGUCGAGACAUAUGCGGCCGCACAGGUCUUUUCUAUGGUCGGGUAUGGGGUGAGCUAUUGUUUGACCGUCUUCAUUGCCGACACGUCGAGCCUCAAGAAUCGAGGCCUGAUGCUCUCCUUCGCGACAUCGCCCUACAUCGUCACAACAUGGGCUGGUGGGCCCCUCUCCGAAGCUUUCAUGGGGGGCGCUGGUUGGAGAUGGGGGUUUGGUGUCUUUUCCAUCAUUACCCCUGUCGUGGUUGUGCCCCUUAUCGCAUUGUUCUUCUGGAACCAGCACCGGGCCGAGAAGAUGGGCGUCAUUUCGACCCAGAAACAGCGCAUUAGCGUUGCCUCGGUCAAGAAGUUCGUCAUCGAGUUUGACCUCUUCGGUAUAGUCCUGCUCGCGGCUGGCAUGGGCAUGUUUCUCACGCCCCUGAGCAUCUGGUCCUACCAGGAACAGCAGUGGCGGUCGCCGCUCAUCAUCUGUCUCAUCGUCUUCGGCGUCCUGCUCAUCGUCGCCUUUACGCUCUACGAAUGCUUCCUCGCCCCCGUCAACUUUGUCCCGAUGCGUUUGCUGGCCGACCGGAACGUGAUCCUCUCGGGCAUCGGGCUGGGCUUUGUCUUCUUUAACUCGGCCGUGUGGGGGGGCUACUUCAACUCUAUGCUCAUGGUAGUGUGGAACCGGACCAUCACCGAGGCAACCUACAUCUCCAACAUCUACCGGGUGGGAUCGUGUUUUUCGGCCCUGGUCAUCGGGUUCCUCAUCCGGUACACCAGACGCUUCAAAUGGGCGGCGCUGUACUUUUCCCUGCCGCUCAUGAUCCUGGGCGUUGGUCUCAUGAUUGAGUUCCGUCAUCCCGACUCCAACAUCGGAUACGUUAUCAUGACUCAGAUCUUUGUGGCCUUUGCGGGCGGGCCCAUUGUGAUUUGCGUCGAGCUGGCCAUGAUGUCCACGGUCGGUCACCAGCAGAUCGCCGCCAUCCUGGCCAUCCUGGACCUCUUCGGCAGCGUGGGUAAUGCCGUCGGGUCCACAGUCUCGGCAUCUAUCUGGACGGGCACGUUCCCGGCGGCCUUGCGCCGGCACCUCCCUGAAGAUGCGCCCAUCGAAACCAUCUACAGCAGUAUCUACCCGCAGCUCGGGUACGCCGUUGGCAGUCCGAUGCGGAGGGGUAUCUCAUUGGCAUACGCCGAUGCCCAGCGCUACAUGCUCAUCACGAGCGUGUGCCUUCUUGGUGGGGCGCUGGUGACAACCGUCUUCUGGAGGGAUGUCAAACUCGAAGACAAGCAGGUCAAGGGCCUUGUUGCAUAG